This is a messenger RNA of Lingula anatina, 1692 nucleotides long. RefSeq lists its product as uncharacterized. NCBI's taxonomy places the organism in Eukaryota, Metazoa, Brachiopoda, Lingulata, Lingulida, Lingulidae. Gene Ontology annotation, biological process: carbohydrate metabolic process. Gene Ontology annotation, molecular function: chitin binding. The record is from RefSeq and is a predicted model, not a curated record. Gene Ontology annotation, cellular component: extracellular region.
GACUGGACUAAUCUGAUGACCUAUGACCUCCAUGGCGGCUGGGAAAACUUUCUUGGUCACAACUCUCCUCUGUAUCCCAGAUCGGAUGAAACCUACCCCCAAAACCAACUCAACGCUCAUGUUUCCGUGGAGUAUUGGAUCGCUCAAGGGUACGACCCAGCUAACCUCCUCCUGGGAGUGGGUUCAUACGGUCGCUCCUUCACCAUGCAGGACGCCAACAGACAUGACUUGGGGGAUCCCGCUUCUAGAGCAGGGAGUCCAGGGCCAUUUACCAGAGAAAAUGGAUUUUUGGGUUAUUAUGAGGUAUGUCAAAAAGCUUGGCCAAGUGUAUUCAACAAUGAACACAAAGUACCAUAUGCCUACGACACAGUCUCUCUUCAGUGGGUGGGGUACGAUGACAUGACAAGUAUGAGAAUUAAGGCUGAUUAUGUAUGUUCCAAUCAGCUGGGUGGAAUCCAUAUGUGGGCCUUAGACAUGGACGACUUCUCUGGCCAAUUCUGUAAACACGGGAUGAAUUAUCCUCUCCUUAGAACUAUAAACGCUGGUCUUCAAGCAUGUAGUCCCCAGCCUGGUACCCCUGCACCCACUGAUGCACCCACCCAGGCACCCACUCAGGCACCAACUCAAGCGCCAACCCAGGCACCUACUCAAGCACCUACCGCUGCACCAACCCAGGCACCUACUCAAGCACCCACCGCUGCACCAACUCAAGCACCAACCCAGGCACCAACUCAAGCACCUACCGCUGCACCAACUCAAAAACCCACCCAGGCACCUACCGCUUCACCAACUCAAGCACCUACCAAACCACCUACAGCUGCACCAACCAAAGCGCCAACCCAGGCACCUACCAUUGCACCAACUCAAAAACCCACUGAGGCACCUACUGAAGCACCUACCGAUGCACCAACUCAAGCGCCAACAAAGGCACCUACUCAGCCCACAACUACAGCAGCAAGUGGAAAAUUCGUUUGUCCCGAAGAGAGCGGAUAUUUUCCACAUCCAAGAAAUUGUAGAAAGUUCUAUCACUGCGCCAUGAAUAAAGCAUUCAGCAAAAUCUGCCCCAAAGGCAUGUUCUACAACCCACAGACUUACCUCUGCGACUACGAAGACAACGUCCCAUCUUGUGCCAAUGGAAACCCCACAGAAAUAGAUCAAUUCAUAUGUCCCAGCGAUGGCAUCUUCCCCGACCCUGAUGACAACGGAUGUUACUACAACUGCGCCAAUGGUAACCCAUUCCGCACAUGCUGUAUGGACGGCCUGGUCUUUGAUACCCAAGACCUCAUCUGUAGAUUUUCAUUGCAAGAAGAAGCCGAAGUCAUGCACCCAAAGUUUCCCAAAGUUAAGAAAUUGGAGAAGAUUUACUAAAUGAAUAUAUAGAACACUGCUGCGUGUAUAUGAAAAAAAGGUUAUAUGAAUAGAUGGAAUAUUGAUUGAAUAUUGGUUAUUACGGACAACUACGGAUAUACGAAUGAUGGACUCCGCAUUAUCCUACUCAGGGUCACGCCCAGGCCAACCAAAAAGUAACAGGGUCUGAAAGUGAGAUAACCUGUGUUAAAUACUUAUUGCUAGUGUGAUGUCAGUUUAACAGUAAGCAUUGUCAUAGAUGAGCUCAAAGCUUUUCAUUUUUUUCCUGUGGACUUUAAUAUAAUUUUUAAUGUAAGUUAAUUUAUUUUUACAAUCACCAUUUUA